Molecule: messenger RNA, 14581 nt
Organism: Carcharodon carcharias (great white shark)
Lineage: Eukaryota; Metazoa; Chordata; Chondrichthyes; Lamniformes; Lamnidae
Gene: tnrc18
Product: trinucleotide repeat containing 18
Exons: 29
Coding region: 423-9239 (2938 amino acids)
Molecular function (GO): chromatin binding
Source: RefSeq, a predicted model, not a curated record
UCCACAAUCUGCGUUCACCCAAAACUUGGACUUUAAAAGAAAACUGGGGGGGUGGGGGAAAGUUCUACUUAGCAGCCUGAAUCGUCCGUCAACGUGAGUAAAGUUUUGCGCCUAACGACCCCCCACCCCCACCCCCCCCCCCCCUCCAAACUAUUGCACAGUCAACCGUGUUUGUAAAGAUGUGAAGUAAUGGGAAGGCGCGUAAACCGUGAAGAACAUUAUUCCGGGCGCAUUCGCACAAGUUUUGAUUGGGAAGUGAGAUUCACUGGAACACUAGACGUUACUGGAACAGAGAUGCCGUUAAGAAUGCUGCCUCAGAGAAACCCUGACACCUUUAUAAAUCUCGGGACUGUCUAGUAGCCUGAAUUAAACAGGAGGGAUCUGUUGCGAAACAAAGUUGAAAGAUUCGCGCUGCCCCGAUUAUGGAUGGAAGAGAUUUCGGACACCACCGGACUGUUCACAUCCCGUCCCCCCUGCUCACCGGCCUGGGCAUGGAGACACACAGGGUGGGCGCGCCGGCCGGCAGGAUCGCUCCCUCGGCCGGCCACAUGAGCUCGGCACUGGGCUCUCAUCUGCCUCCGGGCAAGUACCUCUCGUCUCCGGUUUCGGUGCACGGGCAUUCGGGUGAUGCCUACCCCGGUGGCUCAACUCCUUUUCUUGGGGGUUUCGUCGCCAGUGGCCUAGGGACCUCGACUGCACCUCCUGGAACCCCUGCUCCUUUGCCCUCUGACCCUUCCUUCCGUGGACCCAACCCCACAAAUAUCCAGAUGGCACAGCUCUGGGUUGCAUACCCUCCUGAAGGUUAUUCGCACCUAUCAAGCAGCCUUUAUCCUCCUUAUAUUCCGCUCAGCCACUUGGAGCACCCGAGCAAUGGCAGUCCAAUUCUAGCCCAGCUCAGCCAGCAUAGCCUGUUUGAGUCUCAGAAAGAUGGCUUCUAUUUACACAGCCAUGCGGGACAGCCAGCUCUUCAUGGCACAGCACACCCUCAAGCCACCAUCUCCAGGACAACAUCCAAUCACACAUCAGGUUCUAUCCUGCGAGAAAAGGAAAUGUGCCAUCCUCACAAAAGUUCAAAGGAGUCGGAGAGGUAUCCUGCGAAAGACUCGAAAGAGAAAAUGUAUAGGACUGAGGUAAACAUAAGCAUGGCUAAAAAGGAGAAAGAGAAGCCCCGGGAAGAAUCUAGGCCCCGGAGUGUGGUGGACCUCACACAAGAUGGACGGACUGAUAAUGAUAGGAGGAUUCAUCUUCUUGACAAACCCGCCAAGGUCAGUGAGCAUCACUCUACAGUUCUUACCAAUCACUCUCCAAACCGGGGCAAUGGUAAUGGAGAACCAAAGUCUAAAAAUCCUUUGCAGACCUUGUCUCUUAGUAAUUGUAACAGUGGUUCCAGUUCCUCAUUAAGACUUCCCGGCACUGAACAGGACAGAUGCUCCAAAGACUCUGUUAAGCAUGAUGAGAACAUGAGGCCUUUGUUGCAUGUUCACACAGAAAAGACCCGAAAGUGUGAUACCGUGGUGACUUCAGUUGGCACUUUGCAUGUUUCCUGUGGCUGUCCAUCACCCCACUCUUCUCAAACAGCCCGGAUGCCAUCUUCUAGCACAUUCCCUCCUCUUCCUGUCCAUUCCAGUAUCUACACAAUCUACCCCACUGCCAGGGAGCCAGGAAAGGAACAUAAAGUUAUUGCACCUACCUUUGUGCCUUCGGUUGGGUUUUAUGAGGACAGAAAUGGGCCCAUUCAGAUAGCUUCUCAGGCGAGAGACAAUAAAAGUGACAAAAAUAAAGACAAAGAUAUCAACAGAGCAGCUGGUGACAGAGCAGGCACUUUGCAAUGCCCCUCUGAAAGGACACUGGUGGAUACCUCCCGGUUAAUGGUUACACAGGAUUUGCCUGUACAUCCAGAUAGCAAAAGGGUAGACAAUACAAGGGAGGAAGGGUCAGUCAUUAGGUCCAACUCUUUAGCAAUAAAGAGGCCCAUGACCUCCGAACUGUUUUUGAACAAACCAGGCCUUAGUCCCUCCGAAACUAGAGACUUACACUCAAGUAGCGCCACGUCAAAAGACUUGGUGAGAUCAGGUUUUGAAGUCGAUCACAGAACACAAGAGCGGGAUCGAUUCCAAAGAUCCAGUUUGAAGGAUCCCUCAAAAGUUUUUAAUGGAGUAGAUGUCACAAGGCUGCAUUUGGAACAAUCCCAGCUAAAGCGUUCUGGCACUCCCGAGCCAAAAUGGAAGCCAUUUGAAAUGGCGACCUAUGCAACCACUCAAAUGGCAGCAUUGGCUGCGCAGCAUGGCCAUGGGAGCAGAGCUGAGGAGGAACAAAAAAAGUCUUUUCUGGACCCAGCGAGCCUGCAAAGAUCGGCUGUGGUGGGGAAUCCCAGCGAGGUUUCGGCCAUGCAGAGUUUAAUAAAGUACAGCGGCAGCUUUGCUAAAGAAACAUCUGGGCGGCCUGGGAGCGGUAAGAAGAGCCCAUUUGGUGGACUCGGGAACAUGAAGACUGACUCUAAUCAGCACAGUGUUUCGAAGAUACAGCACCUGCCACUUCAACAACUGAACAAACAGCUCAAAAAGGACCCAGAGAGGCCAGAGAGUGCAAAAUCAUUCGGGAGGGAUGGAUGCGGAACUCAAGGCGAGGUGGAGGUAAGGCAUCCACCUGUGGGGAUUGCAGUGGCAGUGGCCCGGCAAAAAGACAACAGCAGCAAACCUGGUGCCGGCGUGAUGGACAGGGAUCGGUCACUCUCUAUGAACAGCAUGAAAGGGCCCGGGCGCACCGACGAAGAGCGAGGCGACGACCGGCAUCGCCAUCGUGAGGAACGCCUCAUUGCCCGAGAGCAGGAGAAGCUCUUGAGAGAGAGUAAGGAGUUGGCAGAUUUUGCCCGGUUACACCCUCCAGGCUGCAGCACCAGUAGUCUGAACUCUAACCUGAUGGUGAUGGGAGGCCCAGCUCUAGCUGGAACUGCCCGCUGGCCUACCGAUCCUACAUCACACUUAGCAUCUCACCCUUGGCUUCCUCGAACCGGGAGUCCCUCCAUGUGGCUGACAGGACACCCGUAUGGUCUGACUCAUCCAUCUUUACACCAGGGAAUACCACCAGGGUUUCAUCCCAGCAUACCCAGCUCAAUCCCAUCAACAUACCAGUUUGCAAGAGACCCACAGUCUGGCCAGCUGGUCGUAAUCCCGACAGAACAUUUACCGCACUUUGCAGAGUUAAUGGAACGGCCUCUGUGGCCUUCAAUGUACCCACCGACAGGAAGCUCCCUGCAGCAUGCCCACCAGCUCCAGUUACUGUCUCACCAGCAGCUCCUCCGGCAGCAUGAGUUAUACAUGUUGCAGCAACAGGCAGCCCACGCCAUGGAAAUCCAACGCAAUGCGCAGCUCGUGGAAAGGCUGAAAGCAAAUGAACAGAGAAAUGAGAUGGAAGAUAAAGUGUGCAAGAGAAGCUCUGAGGGAAGCAAACACGGGCUUGUGGCUUCCUCUUCAGGAAUGUUACAAAAGAGGCACUCAUCGCAUUCCCCAGUGCCAUCCACAUCCUAUCACAAGACAGGUACCCCACCUCCUUCAUCGCAUACCUCAUCUCCCAGAUUAAAACUGAAGUCUGAUGUGAGAGCCGAGAUGGGGGAUCCAUUGCCCGCAAGACCUUACCAUUCACCGUCUCCAGCAUCCCAUCCGCCCAGCCCUCCACAUGGUUCACCACCUCCGGCCCCAGCUCUGCCCCAGAAAGUGGAAGUAUCCGAAGAGCCUGAGAAGAAAGAGUUGGAGAAAGAUGCCUCUGCUCCUUUUCAAGCCUUGUUUCCCGAGAUUCCUCAAGGAUAUUCUUAUCGGUCCCUCCCGACCUCUUUUGGCAGCCAUUACCCCUACCUCCUGCAGCCCACUGCUGCAUCUGAUGCUGAUGGUUUGGCACCAGAUGUACCACUGCCAGAGUCCUCCGAGCCCAUGCCCUGUUCCAUUGCUCCGUCCUCACCUGAUGUCAAGCCAAUACACUUGCAUCCCCCAGCAGUGCAAGAGGACUUGCGCCCCAGCAUAGGCGCAGAGUCAAUUGAGAUCAAAGUUCAAUGUGAAGACUUGAUCGAUCUUGAGGACAACAAGACCCUAUGUGAUCGACACCUCGAGGUUCAAAGCAAACCCAUGCCAUUUGUUGGAGAAAUGAACAAUGAGCCAACUGACCUGACCACAGAACACAAAGCAUCACCUAACUUAGAGAGCCAAGAAGACCACCAAAGCUGCCAGUCACCUUAUCAGACAAUAGCUUGCACUCCUGAGGUGGAGGCCAAAACUGAGCUGCAACAAGUGCCAGCCAGCUCUCCUCUUGGUGACUAUCAAAGCACUCUGACACAUUCGGAAGUGGAUGGUUCAAAAGCGGAGGAAUCGCCAGAACAUAAUGAUCAUUAUUUUAAAACUGAGAAAGCGGAUAUUGAGAGCACCGUCAAAGAUACAGUACACACCGCACCUUCAAAUACAACGGAGCCUAUUUUGGAGCAGUUUGAGCUGAAAAGGGAAUUGUUGUGUUUUCAGAUUCCUGAUAAUCAUGCACCAGAAAUAAAACUUGAUGAUCCAAUGGCUGGAAUGAAUGCUCUGGUGGCUGCUGUUGAGCUUCCCCAAGCAUGUUCCUUACCAAUUGAGACAACCAUGCCUAGUGUUCUCACAAUGCCUGCUGACUUCAUUGCGGCUGACAGUUCUUCCCUUAUUGGCAUUGCGUUGCUGAGUGAGAUCGCUGAACUUGAACUGGAACGGCGUAGAUCAAGUGAGAUCAAUAAACGGCUGGAUGGAGGAGGGGUCCACCUGGAUUUAGAAAGCCUCCUUGUUGCCAGCACCCAAGCACUGAUGAUGGAUUCCAUGCCUUCGAUUAGCACUGAAGCUCUUGAAGAUACAAAGAGCGAGGCAGUGACCAUCAGGCUUCCCCGUGAGCUAAAUCCAAACAAGAGAUACAGCUGGAUGCAAAAGAAGGAUGAGCCUAUGUUCUCCAUUAAAUCUGCCAUUGAGGGGAUGGAUGCCAUGGAGUUGGAUUACAGGAUGAAGUUGGCAGAACUACAGAGGAGAUACAAGGAGAAACAAAGGGAACUGGCCAAGCUCCAGAAGAGGAGAGACUCAGAAGAAAAACGGGAUGAGAAAAGUAGGAGUUUGUCGCGGAGAGGACCUGGAAGGCCGCGAAAGAGAAAGCAUGGCUCAAGCGCUCCGUCACCGCAUGUUGAUAGAGGGCGAAGUGACAGCAAGAGUGGGAAGCACGGGAAAGGUUUCUUGCUGUCAGAUGAGAUGGAGAUGGGCGAGGGGGCGAGAAAGAAAGUGAGGACACUGAACCAGGAUGAAGAUGAUGAGAUGGAAAGCAUGAGCCUGAAAGUGAAAGGGAGAAGUCGAAUGUGGGAUGAGCAAGAUGCAUCUUCUAGCUUUUCACAUGAGAGCCACGGCCAGAUUAAGUUCAAGAAGAAGAGGAAAGUCAGUGAACAGGAUCAGCUGGCAACCAAGCUGCACCAAACCCUCUCGCUAACUAAAUUAAAGUCACCCUUUAAGUUUGCAGAUGGCUCGACAGGGAAACAGAAAUGCAGCAUUACGGACAACUGCAGGCACCUGGGCUCUCAUAAAGACUUUCUGGGGAAGGAUGGAAGGAAGGCACUACAUAAAGGCAUCAGUAGCUCACCGGGUAUGCUCUCUUCCAAAGAAAGUAAAAACAAAAUGGCAGCCAAAGGCAGGAAGCUGGACUCAAGUUCAAAGUUGAAGGGUAGGCUGAAGACAUCCAAUUCUCCAGCAAGAUCAGAGGUCAGCAGUUACUCCUACAAUACUGACACAGAGGAUGAGGAUGAGGAGGAGCUGGUAAAGGAUGAAUGGCCACUGCAGUCCACCUCAAGUAUGUCCGAGCGAUCAGGCUCCAAACAGAAGGCACCUGUUCUCUAUGGCAUAAUAUCAAAGAAAAGCAAGGCUUCACUGGGCACAAAGCAGGCCAAAAGACUAGCGUCUGCCACUGGGACAAUGAGAUCACAACGGGCGACAGAUAAGAAAAAUCUGAAGCACUUUGCCUUGCUGCUGGAGGAAGCUGAGCCUGGAUCUUCCUUCAGUGACAGUUCGGAGGACUCAUUCAAUCAAGAUUACACCUCUGAAGAAGAGGAUUAUAGGAAUGAUUGCAGUGAUGCUCUUUCCUCGCCAGUCCUGGAUGAGAGUGGUCUUGGCCUACUAGCCAGAUUUGCAGCCAGUGCCCUGCCAAGUCCGGUCAUGACUCCACCAUUGUCAGUUGUACAGCUUGAGGCAAAGCAAAAAGCCAAGAAGAAAGAGGAAAGGCAAAACUUGUUGGGCACGGAAUUUGAAUACACAGACUCAGAGAGUGACAUCAAAAUCAAACAGAAACCGACUGCUUUGCCACGAGCAAAAAAAUCACUUCAGGAGCAAGGCAGCACUGUAAGUAUCGCGAGCGAACUGCAAAGCCAGGAGAAGCUGAGGGGAGUCGACAAAGGGAAAAAGGGAAAGAAGCCCAAGGAGAAAUCUCCCCGGGAGUUCACCUUUGACUUUGGCCCAGAGGCCAGUGAUGACGACUUGUGGAACCGGCGAAGGAGCGAGAGGAUUUUCCUCAAUGACGCAAGUGCUUCUGCCGUGCUGUCGCCAGCAGCACCUCCAAGCGCAGCACCCACCAUUAAAGCCAGUCGAUGCAUUAAGAACUCAGCGGUCAGCCCGAAGAAAGAGACGAACAAAGCAAAGGACAAGAGAAAGAAAGGAAAGGAGCCAUUGUCCCCUGGCUUGCCCUCAGCCCAGAUGGCGAGUAACCCAUCUGAACCCAGGGUCAGUCUCCUACGCAGCACCAGCCCCUGCAAAAAGAACAAAGUCAAAGUGAAAGCAAAGGAUGGAAAAAAAGAGCAGGCACGUUCCAAGGGCGGUGCUGUCAGUAAACUCAUGGAAAGUAUGGCGGCUGAUGAAGAUUUCGAGCAGAACCAAGACAGCAGCUUCUCUGAAGAUGAGAACCUACCGCUGAGCAUGCUCAUCGAGAGGCCCUCAACACCAGCUCCUCGCUCGUGUGUGAUUGACAAGGAUGAGUUGAAGGAUGGCCUUCGGGUGCUGAUUCCAAUGGAUGAUAAGCUGCUUUAUGCCGGAUACGUGAAAACUGUCCACUCUCCUGAUAUAUAUCGUGUGGUUGUAGAAGGAGAGAGGGGAAACCGUCCUCAUAUUUAUUCCUUGGAACAGCUCCUACAGGAAGCGAUCAUUGAUGUUAAGCCCUCCUCUGUGAGGCUGUUGCCUGAGGGCACCCGAAUUGCUGCCUACUGGAGCCAACAGUAUCGCUGCCUGUACCCAGGAACCGUUGUCAGAGGGAGUCCGGACCCUGGUGAAGAUGAAGAUCUGAUAACGGUGGAAUUUGACGAUGGUGACACUGGACGCAUUCCUCUUUCUCACAUACGCCUCCUACCUCCAGAUUAUAAGAUUCAAUUGUCUGAUUCAGAGACUGGCUUCCUCUUCACAGGUGCAGAGCCAUCACCUGCUCUGCUGGUGCCUAACACCAAACGGCAGAGCAGAAAAUCCAGCAAAGAUACCAUGGAGAGCAAGGAGGCGAGUACUCAGGGUGCUGAUAACAGUGCAGUGAAAAAUAAAGGCCGUGGGAGAAAAACAUCCACCAAAGGGAAAGCUGGAACUGACUCAGCCUCAGAUCAGACACAGACUCCUGGACUGGCAGAGGAUCAGGCCGAUACAGACAGCCAAAGCAAACACGUUGUGAAAACAACAAGAAAGUGCCUCCAAAAAAGGAACGGCGAUGGAGCUCCACCCAGAGUCACCAACGAGAAGAAGAAGAAAGUGGCUAAAGUGAAGCUUGUCCCGAAACAAAACGCACAGCAGCCACCUGCUUUCCCAUCUCCUGUCUUUGGGAACGUUCUUGGUGCAGAAACAUAUGGCGAGCUGCCAGGGCAGUUGGACACGUUCCUUACCUCCGAGAAGACUGGAAUGAACGUAAAAGCAAAGAAGGGGAAGAAAGUGGAAGAAGAACCUCAAGAAUUUGGGACAGUAGGUAAAGGACUAAGGAAACAACUGGAGGCAGAGAUUCUCAUUAAGUUAGACCAUGAAGGGGUGAUGUCACCCAAAACGAAGAAGACCAAAGCAAUGAUGAUGGAAGAUCAAAACCUAACAGGCAAGAUGGAUAACAAAGCCAUGCUCAACCUGCCCUAUCCAGCAGCAACUGGGAGCAGUGAAGUCAAGCAAAAACCCUCGAAAAGUAAGGGUGCCAAGAAGGAACCCAAUGUAGGAACUGCUUAUUCUGGUGGGACAUUUGGCAGCAACUCUGACACUAAAACCAAAAUAAAGAACAAAGAGAAGGAAGAUGGAGAAAGUAGUGCGAGCAGCAGCAGCAGUCCAGAGUCUGAUGGUGAAGAUGAUCAACAGAACAAUGCAGGAGAAGUGCAGAGAAACAGCAGUACAACAAGCUCAAGAGCCUCGUCACCGGUGUCAUCAUCUUCCCAGUCUUCAUCCUCUAGUUCCUCGUCUUCUUCCUCGUCCUCGUCCAGCUCAUCCUCUUCGUCCUCGACUACUGACGAAGACUCGUCUUGCAGCUCUGACGAGGAGUCCAGCUAUCAGUCCACCCCAGCACCCGCCACAUCGUCAGGGCAACAGGCCCGUCUGCCCACUGAGCCACAGCCCCAGCAGCAAGCGCAAAGGCAAAAGCAGAAGCAGCAGCAGAGUAAGAGCAAAAGUAAGCCUAAGAAACGAGAAGGCGUCCAUCUGCCAACGACCAAGGAGCUAGCCAAACGGCAACGGCUGCCAUCGGUGGAGAACCGGCCGAAGAUUGCUGCUUUUCUUCCUGCCAGACAACUUUGGAAAUGGUUUGGGAAGCCAACUCAGAGGAGAGGAAUGAAGGGAAAAGCGAAGAAGCUGUUCUACAAAGCUAUUGUCAGAGGCAAAGAAAUUAUUCGCCUUGGAGACUGUGCCGUCUUCCUCUCUGCUGGACGCCCCAACUUGCCAUACAUCGGUAGGAUUCAAAGCAUGUGGGAGUCCUGGGGCAACAAUAUGGUGGUGCGAGUGAAAUGGUUCUACCACCCAGAAGAGACCAACCUGGGCAAAAAACUCAACGAUGGCAAGCGCGCUUUGUACCAGUCUUCGCACAUAGACGAAAAUGAUGUCCAAACCAUCUCCCACAAGUGCCAGGUGGUCAACCUUGACCAGUACGAGCUGAUGGCCAAGACCAAGAAGUACCAAGACAGUGAGGACUUGUACCACUUGGCUGGUACCUACGAGCCAACCACAGGCAUGAUCUUCAACACAGAUGGUGUGCCCAUCAUUUGCUAAGGUAUAAACAAAGGUGGAGUGUCAUCAACAAUCCGAGGCCUUUCAGGGAAAACUAAAUAAAGAGGGAACAAAGCGUUGGAACUUCCCAAGAAGUGGCAAAGAUGGCCUUCCCUCCUCCGGUCCAUAGCUUUUUUUUUGCCAGAACCAGAUCUUCAGCAGUGCCUACCAGUCUGGGGAAAGUUAGCUGACCUGUGUUCCCAACCAGCAAGACUCCCCACAGGCACAGACAAAGAACGGUUUAUGCACUUAAUUUGAGUGAAUAGGAUGACGUAAUUUCACCAUCUAGUCCAGACAUUUUUGGGUCACUUUGAUUUGGAUCCUGUGGUGGUGGUUGUUUGACAUCAUGUUUGAACAUGAGAAGGUCGAAGGCCUCAGUUUCAAUUCAGGCUGAAGAGCAUCGUCUGAGUUUGGAGCAUGUUGAUAAAAGAGAAACAUAAGUUUUAGAAGAGAUACUAUAUUAUUGUAUUUUUCUACAGCACAGAUUACUUCCUUCUCGGCCUCACUUGGUUCAAGCUGGGGCAGGGGAAGCACUUUUAUGUACAGUUGUCAGAAUGGUCUACUAAUGUCCUGUAUCAAAUAUCUGAAUGGAGUCUUCUCUAAUGACUGGGAAAUAUGACCUAUCAGAGAUAUGAGAGGGUUAAGCUCUAUUUAUAGCUUGUGAGAUCAAUGGACUCUUCCAGGGAUGGACAGAUGCAAAUUCACAGUGAACUCGAACAGUAUUUUGCCUAGGUGGCGACUAAGUAAGAAAACAAUAGUGUUGAUGGAGAGCACUUAUUUCACUGCCGAAUGCCUUCCGAGGAGAAGUGAUCACCGACAAUCGAGAGUGAGGAGAGAGAGUUUCACAUUGUAUUUGUGUACAUAGAUACUUAUAUGUGUUGUACAGACAAUUACAACUAACCUUUGAAUGCCACUCGCAGUUCACUCCAUAUUGGUAUUAACUGCAGAGAUUCAUAUAAGGCCUCUUUUGCAGGGAAAAUGCGAACCACUUGCACUUGAAUCCACGUCAGUGGAACUACAGUAUAUGCUCUUCAUGUCUUGGAGCCUAGUGCACUGUGGGAAUGUAUCUUCCUUGACCAUCUCACUAGACACAUUCCCACAAUGCACCCCACACUGAGCCUGCUCAGUAGACACAGUUGACAUUUGUGCCCAGAAUCAUUCAAAUUACAUCAAAUCCCCCACCAAAAGGAUUGUCUUUGGCUCAGAACCGAUUAAUAUUUAGAAUGUGUCUAAAACUAAGUAUUGCAGGAGCUGUUGUUGAAUAUCAACAAAAAUGUAAUGCACCAAAAGUGUCCCCUUUGAACAAGUUGGGCUUUUAAAAGCCAUUCAAAUUUCAUCAUAAAACAUUCACUGGUGCCUAACAUCAUUCAUAAAAGUAAUUUAAUCUUUUGCAAUUAAAGAAAGUCCAGGCAUUGCCAUGAUUUUUAGUGGGAUCCACAACUAAGAUCACUUUAGUAAAUAACACUAUAUGGGAAGUCUUUUUGACACCAGCCACUUCGGACCAGCCCUUACUUUUCAAAACAAACCAAACUAUUUCACCAUUCUUUUCACUCUCUCUGUUAAAUUCUCUGAAAUAAUUCCAAAAUGUAUUCCUUUUUAAAUUGAAUUUUUUCUCGUGUUAUUAUCUUAUCCCAAAAGCUUAAUGUUAAACCCUUUUUCAUAUAUAUACAAAGUAUUCAAAACAGCAGUGAAUCCUGACUAUGGGUCUGUAAAAGGGCAAAACUUAUUUGAGACUCUGCACUUUCCACCUCUUACAAGAGAUCAGACUGCAUCAGAGCUAUCAGAACAAGAGGAGUUUUCAGUCACAGGCAAACAGCUUCCUCAUAAUGUAGUGUGCACUUGUAACCGUAGCAACUGGUUCUUUUAGCGCAACUAUCGUCUUGUUUCACCACCUUUUAAUUAACCUCUAGAUUCCCAAGAAGUUGCAAAUACAAUUUUAAUUAACAAUGGUGAAGGACAGACUAGUUUUAUGAGGCCGGUGUUAGAUUGGUAUUUCACUGCAGUUCUUUUUAAUUUGAAUUUAUCAGUGUUUUGCAUCUCAAGUGGGGGUUUAUAAUUGAAAAGCACAUCAAAUAGUAGAAAUCAAACACACACUUUCAAGGGAGUUUUAUUUUUAAAUUGGUGAAAUAAUGAACAAAAAUAUUUUCAGACAUAAUUGCAAAGUGGGACAAGAAGUGACGAGUAGAAGUGCAUUUUGGCCAGAGAUACAAAGCCAAUGGCACCUAAUAUGGAACUGGGCAACCGAUGUCAUACUGUCUGUUUUGUUCUGCCGUCCAAGUCAAAUUGCUACGCCAGCGUCUUAUUAAUAUUGGUCAUUGAAGGGGUUCAGAAUGCAUUUGUUAUCCAUGCUUGUAAUCUGCUUCAUUUAAUAGACUAUUACCAGGUUUAACAUUGAGUUCCUCGGUCCCGAAGUUAAAUCCUAUUGCAAGACAGAAAUACCCUGAAAAUAAUGCAUUUUCUAAGCUAACAAAAAUCUUUUGAAGUAUUAAAUGUUCUGAAAGUGAGGCAUUGGUCCCUUUUGGGAUGACCUUGUUUAAACUUUAGAAGACAACUCCUGCUAUGCUCUGGCAUCAGGUUACUUUGUAUGUUACCUAAGAAGUGUUGUGUAACACUGGGUUAGUGCCCCCUCCCCACACUUUUAGUCUUGUACAUGGGAGCAGUGCUAAUCUUAUUCCCUGCAUUUACAAACACCAAGGGUGUCAAUUUUAAGCUAACCCACCUGAGGGGAAGCUGACUAGAUCAGGUGGAACACUGGUUCAUAUCCUGCCCAAUUUAUACUCUCUGAAGCCACUAGUGAGUGAUAUAGGAUGACGUGUAAAACUAGUGUUGCACUCAAUCCUGCUGGAUUCUCACUUGGCAAGUUAGGUUGAAUUACACCAAAUAUUUGUGCAUGUUUGGCAAAGGUACAAGGAACUGCAAAUAUCAGAAAUCUGAAAUAAAACCAGAAAAAUGCUGAAGUUACACAGCCAGUGAGUCAAUGUCUGAACAAAACCACAGGUCAUAUUUGAGGAUGCAUUCCUUCAUUAGUUGCUGACUGAACUUCCAACAUUUGCUGAUUUAAUUUUCUACCUUUCCAUUAGCUGCUUCACACAUCUUACACCCAAUUACAUUGUUUUUUGAUAACCAACACCUCACUCUUACGAUGGACUUAAGCUUAUAAACUUGUCAUUGUGUCAAAUUCCAGUGAGUCUACAAAUAAUGGAAAGCUCCAGAAUUGGCCAUUGUGAUGAUAUUAUCACUUCAUUCCUGCAUUGCCUCUCUCAAGUCUAUUGUAACAGAUUACAUAUCACCAGGGUCCAUUUUCACAAAAACCUUGCAAACAUUUUUUUGUACAACUCCUGUUGGAUAUGAAUGGAAGUUCAGAGUAAAGUUCACACCCGAGUCAGGGAUCCACAACCUGUGGAUACAAUCGGGGCAGUACGAGCAGUUCAUUGAUUUUGAAGCUCUUAUAAAAUUUUUUUCCUAAAUAAAGAUUUUUUAAAAGAUCAUGCAACCAGUGAGGCUUUAAUGAAUAAAAAUUUAGGGAAUAACUUUUUUUUGGCUGUUCAUUUGCGCUCUUUCUCCUUACCUUUUCCUCCUCUCCGCAUCCUUCCUUCUGGGCACCUGUCCAAAUGCUGUUUCCUUUAACUAAGAGGGAGAGCAUGUCAGCGUUUACUCCAUGAUGCUGAUACCGAGGCAGCUCACUCGCAUCAGCACAGGCUGAGACCCACCCCACUUAGGCACCAGGUCAAAAACUGACCACACUCUUCACCCUUUGUGAGUGGCAGAUUUGUGUGUCUAGGAACAAUCAGGAAGCUAGCAUCUUAACAGCUGUGGCCAGCUGCUAAACAGGAGGGGGCAACUAGCAGUCACACCUGUUAACAUUGAACGCAGCUUAAUUCUAAACACUACCCACACUUAUCAAAUGGAUCAUCUUGAUUCAAGCCACCAUUAUUUCAAAAGUUGCUUCAUGAGCAAGCAUUUGAGACACAAGGUGUAUAUUCCAUAGGUAAAUAAUUCUUACUGCAGUAAGAACACUGUGCAGAUUGACGUGUGGAAAAUUGACUACACAUUGCCAAAAAAUGCUCAACUUAUAAUUCACCACCUUGUUUAAAAAAAAUCAACACUAUUUAAAAGAAAUGCUAAGAAUAAAAUGUGUGUUUUGUUCUGCCACUUUUCGUACAAUGGCAUCACAAGUUCAAAGGUCAUUCUGCUAAGGUUGGACAGAAAAUGCUGAAUCUCCACGCUUUUAAAACUGGUUUAUGCGGUAAUUUUGUAACAGCAGUUUGGGUUAAUUGGCAUUUUUCCUGAGAUAAGUGUCUACACUUUCUAAAGUACCUCAUUGGCCAUCAAGCGCUUUGGGCUGCCCUGAGGUGGGUGGAAGGCGCAAGCGAAAUGCAAGUUUUUUCUCUCUCUGUCCCUAAGAUUUGUAUAGGAGUUGGAGAUGUCAGACUGAUGCUGUUGGAUGGGUAAAAUAAAGAGGUACCUCCCCACUGGAUCUGGCCCCAGUCCUUAUUCAACCUGAGAGAUACCAGCAGGGCAGUAAGGGGAGAUAACGACCUUAGCUGAAUGCAGAGCUUGUGAUGUCGGCACCCAUUUUUUACGAGGUAAAAUGUAACGAGUUAUCGGAAUCCAAUUACAGCCUCUUCACUACCAGUGAUUUCUGCAUUGUAUUGGGAUGUGUGCUUCAACCGGAAAAUAAUUUUUAACGAUGACACUUUAAAUCCCUCCUAUAACCAACCAGCUCCUGCUAGAAAGCAGAGGAUUGUACUCAACUUGUAAAGAGCCACUAACGUUUUGUUUAAAAAUGAGCAUUGUAACAAUAUGAUUUACAAAAAAAUCAAUAAUCCCCCCCUUCCCCCCUAAAAAAAACUCCUCAGUUGUAAAAGUGCAAUACUGUUGACUGACUGGAUUCUCUAAAGUAGCUGCUAGUGGAAGAUAAAAGAUUUUUUGUAAUUUUGAUUACCAUAAUAAUAGAAAAACAAGAGCAGGCAGGAGGCUGGUCCACCCUGAGUCCUUGCUCUGUGAACUUCCUUUAACAGUCAGUGUGUUCCUGUUAUGUGUAAAACAGUUUUAAAAAUACAAUAGUUAAAAAGGGUUUAAAAAAAAAUUAUUUUGGAAAUUUAAAAAAAAAGCAUCAAAACAUUUUGUAAAUGAGCUGUCGAGGGGGGGUGUCAUGUUUUGAUUCUGUUUGUAUAAACAUUUAAUCUUGCGUGUUUAAGAGGAAACACUGAUAGUGUAUAAAACUCACUUAUGUGGAACUUUUUAUUGAUACUUCAGAGUUUUACAAAGUGUUCCUUUUGAAGCAUUUUAGUAACUCAGAUUUUUAUACUUUAUUCAUCAAUAAACUGAAUAUGAAAAAAAAA